This is a messenger RNA of Orbilia oligospora ATCC 24927, 285 nucleotides long. RefSeq lists its product as uncharacterized. The transcript is spliced from 2 exons. The record is from RefSeq and is a predicted model, not a curated record. Bases 1 to 285 code for a protein of 94 amino acids. Lineage: Eukaryota; Fungi; Ascomycota; Orbiliomycetes; Orbiliales; Orbiliaceae.
AUGGUUACCGCCGAUCCAAUCGCCACCAGAAGACCCAACUUCAUCCAAAGGGUGUUGCAACCGAGAACCAUGCGAGGAGCCAGUAAACGUUCCGUCGGCACCGGUCCUGCGCCGGUCAGUUAUCACAAACCACGUUCGACGGCUGGAACUCGUUUUCAUGGAAUGUUCAAGAGGAUGAAGGGUGCUGCGACGGGGAAUAAAGCUGAGAAGGCGUCGGGUACUCGUAUGAUGCAUGGGAAUGCUAUUACGCAGGGUCGAACACGACAUAGGAUGGCGGGUGUGUAA